CCAGUGCAGCCACCACGACCACGCCGACCGCCGACGUAACCGGCGUUACUAGACCUGCUGUGCUCGAUGUGCCAUUCGCACUUCACACGAAAUUGAAAGACAUAUUUCGCAAGAUUUAUUCGGCUGAAAAUGUAUCGCUGACGCCGCGCUGUGCCGGUCAUAUCACGUGAAACUUGAACUGACCGCGCGGGAGACGAGACGAAGCACUUCCGCCCUCCGCCAUAUUGAUGACGUUCUCCUUUCGUUUUCCGUUUCUGGCGACUGGCGAGCACGGAUCGGCCUCGGAACUCGGAACGAGUGACGUCGCGACUCAUCGUUCAAUUGGUAAGGAACGCAGCGGACACGGGACGGGACGAAUCGGCUCCGGACUCCGGACCGAGUGACAUCGCAGCUCGUGUUUAACUGAUCAAUCUUGUAUAUAACUCCUCUGUUGUGUGAUGUAAGAAAAAGGGUUCAGAUGGAAAAACCCGAGAGGAGAAGGAGAAGAGGCCUAUGAGAGGCGUCAGGCGCUAGCGAAACAACAUUGUGAAGAUAACGACGCGGAAAGUGUCGCAUCGAAGGAGCUGAUAACGCGAGAGGACAGCCUGAGAGGAGGAGGAGGCCUGGGAGAGGCAUCGGGCACCAGCGGAACAACUUUGGGAAUCAACGUAGCUACGUGGCAGAUAUAAUUCCGCUGUUGCGCAUCGGGGUCGCAUAUUCAUUAGCCACAACUAAAAUUUAACGUUUCAACAUGAAGAUCUUGUUGAUGUUUCUGGCUUACGUGACUUUCGUGCACUGCGGCAAAUCUAAAAAGCAGAUUCACGAUCAGGAAGUGAUCGACGGUUAUGAAUUUGAGUACGCAGGUCAUAGCGCACCGUUAGGUUUGAUCGAGUCAAAUACUCAUUAUGUUGAAGCUGCGCCUGUCGUAGCAGUCGCUGCGAGUGGUCAUCGUUCGAGUCAUCUUAUCCGACCUGGUUACAGCGUGGGUGGCCCUUUGGCCAGUAUAGCGAAAGGAGCCGCUGACCAAGCUCACACACAAUUGAAUCAACAACCAUCGGCCGCUGGACAGGCAGCAUACGUAGCCAAAAACACUCUGGCUCAAGCGGCAGCACAAUCCGCGGCAACUGCCGCUGCAGCCCUAGCCGGCAAGCAAAUUAUAGUGAUGGGUCUAGAACAGCAGUCGAGGGACGCACAUGUAGCGGUCGACGGUGAAAAGCAACAAUUGCAACAAGCUCAAAGGGCGGCCUCAUCUGCGAAAAACGCAGCGCAACAGGCGAUGCACCAAGUGCAGGUCAUCACCACGGCGUUGAACGCCGCACAGGCGACUGCCGAACAUGCUGCACAAGCGGCAGCCGAGGCUGCAGCCGAGCUGGCGGCGCAAACGACGAUGGUGGGCCAGGCUAAGGCACGUGCUGAGGCGAUCGCCGAGCAACUCGCGGCAGCACGUUUGGACUUUGAAACGACUCAGGCGGCAGCGCAAAAAGCCGCUAACGCCGCUCAAGCUGCACAGAGCAAUGCCGCAGCCGCGGCCGCACACGCGGCUAAUACCGCGGCCGCGGCUGCAGCGGCAAAUCACCCAGCCUCUUUGCAUGAUGACGAACCGCUCGGUUUAAUAAACGCCCUGCCUGUAGAUGCCUACGAAUAUAAGAGUUAUCACCUCUAAGAGAGGAGAGAGAGAGAGAGAGGGAGGAGGGAGAGAGAGAGAGAGACUCGUGACAACCGCGCUCGUGUUUCCUCCCUUUGCAAGUGUACUUGCCUGGCAAUACAGCGCGCAACGGCGCUCAAGCCAUCUUUUUCCUUUUCUAUUCUAUGAGACUCAGCGAUCGUAUGUCACUGUGUUCACGUGCCAGACUGCACAAUAAAAUAUUGUUGCCAUUCUCUGAACUCUCUGUGUAUGUGUAUACUCGUAUUACUCAUUCUCUUCCCUUCUCGAAGAAUAUCAUUUAAUCCUAUUCUUCAGUCGUCUGGAUUUUCUAAUGACUUUCUGACAAAUUCAAAUUUAACUUUUUCUUAAUCAAUAUUUAAUCACGCAGAUGUUUGAUUUGAUUAUAUAGAUCAGUUUAUCUAGCAUUGACAGUUAAUAAAACUUUGGCAAAUUCAAUUAAAAAUACAGUACGUCAAUAUAAAUAUAUAAU
This is a messenger RNA of Temnothorax curvispinosus, 2114 nucleotides long. Its product is annotated as late embryogenesis abundant protein, group 3-like. Bases 731 to 1642 code for a protein of 303 amino acids. The transcript is spliced from 8 exons. The record is from RefSeq and is a predicted model, not a curated record. Lineage: Eukaryota; Metazoa; Arthropoda; Insecta; Hymenoptera; Formicidae.